This is a messenger RNA of Peromyscus leucopus (white-footed mouse), 1768 nucleotides long. It is a transcript of the gene Ackr3, whose product is annotated as atypical chemokine receptor 3. Bases 151 to 1239 code for a protein of 362 amino acids. Gene Ontology annotation, biological process: G protein-coupled receptor signaling pathway; vasculogenesis; chemotaxis. Lineage: Eukaryota; Metazoa; Chordata; Mammalia; Rodentia; Cricetidae. The transcript has 2 exons. Gene Ontology annotation, cellular component: membrane. Gene Ontology annotation, molecular function: coreceptor activity; chemokine binding; G protein-coupled receptor activity. The record is from RefSeq and is a predicted model, not a curated record.
AGGCAAGCCCGGAGCCUGAGCCAGCUCAGUUGCUACAAACCGCUCGGCACUGAAGGAGCCUGCAGCGCUCACCGCCAGGAAGGCAAACCACAGCCCAGGCAGCCCCGAGUUUCCUUUGCUGUAGGUCAUUUGGCGGCUGUCCUCCAGACCAUGGAUGUGCAUCUGUUUGACUAUGCAGAGCCUGGGAACUACUCCGACAUCAACUGGCCAUGCAACAGCAGUGACUGCAUUGUGGUGGACACUGUGCAGUGUCCCACCAUGCCCAACAAGAGUGUGCUGUUGUACACACUCUCCUUCAUCUACAUUUUCAUCUUCGUGAUUGGCAUGAUUGCCAACUCCGUGGUGGUCUGGGUAAACAUCCAGGCCAAGACCACAGGCUAUGACACACACUGCUACAUCUUGAACCUGGCCAUUGCAGACCUGUGGGUCGUCAUCACCAUCCCUGUCUGGGUGGUCAGUCUCGUGCAGCAUAACCAGUGGCCCAUGGGUGAGCUCACAUGCAAGGUCACCCACCUCAUCUUCUCCAUCAACCUUUUUGGGAGCAUCUUCUUCCUGGCAUGCAUGAGCGUGGACCGCUAUCUCUCCAUCACCUACUUUACCAGCACCUCUGGCUAUAAGAAGAAGAUGGCACGCCGAGUUGUCUGCAUCUUGGUGUGGCUGCUGGCCUUUUUUGUGUCCCUGCCUGAUACCUACUACCUGAAGACAGUUACAUCUGCUUCUAACAACGAGACCUACUGCCGGUCCUUCUACCCGGAGCACAGCAUCAAGGAGUGGCUGAUAGGCAUGGAGCUGGUCUCCGUCAUCUUGGGUUUUGCUGUUCCCUUCACCAUCAUUGCUAUCUUCUACUUCCUGCUCGCCAGAGCCAUGUCAGCGUCAGGUGACCAGGAGAAGCACAGCAGCCGGAAGAUCAUCUUCUCCUACGUGGUGGUCUUCCUGGUGUGUUGGUUGCCAUACCACGCUGUGGUUCUUCUGGACAUCUUCUCCAUCUUGCACUACAUCCCGUUCACCUGCCAGCUGGAGAACGUGCUCUUCACGGCGCUGCAUGUCACACAGUGCCUGUCCCUGGUGCAUUGCUGUGUCAACCCGGUGCUCUACAGUUUCAUCAACCGCAACUACCGGUAUGAGCUGAUGAAGGCCUUCAUUUUCAAGUACUCAGCCAAGACGGGCCUCACCAAGCUCAUCGAUGCCUCCAGAGUGUCAGAGACGGAGUACUCUGCCCUGGAACAGAACACCAAGUGAUCGCUCUGCAGAGGUGUGGGGACAUAUGCGUGUUGCAAGCCGGGCGCUGGGCCCUGUGGUUUCUAGAAGAAAGCAAAAUAGCUUGAGGCCCCGUGGCUUAAGUGGUGUGAAGAGAAGGCGUGUGACCACGCUUCCUGUCUCUUAAAAUCCAGCCGCGAUGGCUGUCACCUGGACGCUCAUCCUGACAGCUUGCCCCAGGCAGGGCUGUGCUUUGCAGCCAGAGCUGUGUAUUAAAGCCAGCCUCAGGACAGGCUCGUGGACACCUGUACAAUAGAAUCUUCUGUGUUUCCUCAAGUUUUUACUUGGUGACUUUUGUAUUUAAGUUUUAAGACUUUAUUUUCUCACUAUGGAUGUACCUUAUAAAUGUAUUUGAAAGUUAAAUAUAUUUUAAAUAUUGUAUGGGAGGUGUAAUGCUGUUGUAUUCAGACCAUGUAGGCCUCAGAUUAGCUGGACUUGAGUUUUGACUAAGGAUGACAUUAAUUGUUAGCUGAUUUGAAAUUAUAUAUAUAAAUAUAUAUAUAAAAAUUUA